Daktulosphaira vitifoliae (grape phylloxera) is the source of this 1437-nucleotide messenger RNA. RefSeq lists its product as uncharacterized. The transcript has 3 exons. The coding region runs from base 563 to 1240 and encodes 225 amino acids. NCBI's taxonomy places the organism in Eukaryota, Metazoa, Arthropoda, Insecta, Hemiptera, Phylloxeridae. The record is from RefSeq and is a predicted model, not a curated record.
CCAAUUACUGGGGUAGUUUAAGUACAAGCAGUGCUAUAAAAAUAAGUACCAUUUAUAGUUUUUCAUUGAUAGCAUCGACUUAAACCUGCGGGCCUUUCCGGUCCACGAGAGGACCUAAUGGUUAGCUCCCAUAGUCAAAUUGUUUUUGGGAUAAUUCAAUGUUUACACGUAAUGUGCAAUUUAAGCGAAACUCUCCGGACGUCGAUGGCGCAAAGGAAAUACUUGAUGUUAAAUACACAAGCAAUUACGUGCCGACUGGGCUAAGGCAAAUAAUGGAAAAUCAGUUCGAAUUUGCAGUCUGUACUCGUAACUCGCAAAUUCAAAAUUACAAACUGCUGAACAAAUAGUCGAUGCACAGAAUUAUCCAAUAAAUACAAAUGAAAAAUUAGAUAAUUUACUAAAGUAUCAAGGAUGGAAAAAUUUAAAUGAUGUAAGUUCAAUAAAUUAUUGUAAAAAAAUAUAUUAUGUUAGAAAUCUGAUUGAAACACCUUCAUCUGUUCAUAAAGGCGACCAAAAGAUUCGAGCCUUGACUAUAUAUCUUGGUUGUAUAUAUGCAAAAGUUAUGAUUAAUAUUUUUCUAAUUAUUAUCAAAUGGCAAGAAAUUUGUAAAAACAAAAAUAAAGAAGACCACGACUUAUUAAAUGGAUGCAUUUAUGCUAAAGAACUCAUAAACAUAAUAGCCAAAUUAAUUGUUCCAAUAGCAACAUUGUUAAAAGGCGCAAUGGACGCUUUAGAUUCAUUACAUCAAUUUCCAUGGGCUCAUUUUAAAAUGUUUCGCAAUAAGCCCUUCAUGAUAAUACUUUUAUUGGAUAGAAUAGGAUAUAUUCUUGACGAAUUGAAUGAUCCUAAUCUAUCAUGUGAUGAUAGAUCUACAAACUCUUCGACAUUUGAAAGUGUAUAUAAAUUUUUUAAAAGCAUAAUAGCACUUUUACAAGUUGAAACUGGUUUAUUUUGUGAAUUUGUACCUUCUAAUAGAAAUUAUUUAUGGAAUGAAUGGGUUCAAGAAUAUAGAAUCAUUAACCAGGGAGAAAUGUUAAUAUUUUUUAAAUUCUUAACUAGAAAAAUUAAAUAUUAUAUCAAGACAGUGAUCAUAGAAUUGUAUUUUCAAUUGGGAUUUAAAUUUGAUCCAAUUACCGAAGAAACGUUUUUACCGACACCAGAGGAGCCAAUUGACCUAGAUUUGGAGUUUAAAGCAAUAGACGAAGAACCUCCAACACCAGUGCAAAUAGAAAAUCAUUAAAUAUUGUAAAAAAAUUAAUUUGUUUUUACAUUUAUGUUUUAUAAUUAAUUAUAAUUUUAUAAUAAUUUACGGUAUUACUUAGUAAAUAUUUCAAUUAUUAUUAAAACAAAAACAUUAAUGGUGAAACACGUAAUUAUUUAUUGGUUGUACACACGUAAAUAUUUAAUAUAGUAUUUAUAUUAACAAUUAUAAAAAUU